Cylindrotheca closterium is the source of this 2217-nucleotide messenger RNA. Lineage: Eukaryota; Bacillariophyta; Bacillariophyceae; Bacillariales; Bacillariaceae. The record is from the annotation of a GenBank genome assembly.
AUGAGAAUAAGAGCACUAUCGUCCCUGUAUUACUCCGCACUGCUGUUGCUGACAGGUACUCUUUCAGUCACCAAUAGCGCGGGGAACCCUAAAUUUUACGAAGGCAGCACUGCGUCUUUUGAUGGGAUUGAAUGCUUGAGUAUUGUGACGGAAAAUGAUGGUGCUCACGACAGCACUUCUCGUUUGCUGCUGGCCUGCUUGACAGACGAUUAUCAAUUGUUGGGAGUCCCCGUGGUCAACGCGGGUUGGAUCAAUCAGAUGAUGAAGAGCGGACGCAUGGAGAGUGGCAAAACUCGAAUGCGAUUUCCGGCUGGAACCAAGGUGAAUUCGUUCCUGCUGGACCGAGCUCCGGAAUCUUUUGAUAAUGCGGAUUCUAGUGACGAGGAAGAUAUCGUACGAAACAGAAGACGACUGUCUAAACUCAAGAGAAUUGGAAUCUACGAGUUGCUCAGUGUUAGAAUCGUCCAGGAUGGAGCUGGCAAGACUACCACUCAUACAGCGGCCGAUCUACAACAAGAAGUAUUGAGUCUAACGGACGUCAAUAUACGCACUCAGACUGCCGCGUGCUCCUUUGAUCAAUUGAUUCUUAAUCCUGCCACGGGCGGUUUGAUUAGUGGAGGCGUUGCCGAAAUUACCACUACUGUCCAUCCCGGCAAUGGUAACUUGGACGAUCCGGUCCAAUACAAUCAAUUCUUGGGAUACAUUAAUAAUAUUUUGGGACAGCUCUUUGUGGCAAACCAAAACCAGUUGCCGGCAGAUUUUAUUCACAUUUGUUUGCCACCCGAUACGCUUGCGGGAACUCAAUCUCUGGGAUUUUUCAAUUCCUUUUUGAGUGUCUUCAACAGCGCCGUCUGUACCUAUACAUCGUACAACAUGCACGAAUUUGGACACAAUCUGGACUUGAACCACAGUUCCGAUGUUCUAUUUACGCCUGGGAUGGAUUCUCAAUUUGGAGAUCAAGUGGGAUAUAUGGGAGCCUCGUAUGCUGAAGUGCACGGACCCGAAAUGUGUUUCAAUCCGGCCAAGUCCUUUCAAUUGGAUUGGUAUCACUUCAAAACCAACACUUGUACUCCCAUGCCCUGUGUCCCCUGCGAAGUCGACCUUGGUGGCUUUGUAAGCUACAACGACCCAAACAUUGCAUUUGUCUUGAUGAAAAUUCAAGACCCCAUGACCGACGUAGAUCAUUAUCUGACCUACAACAAUGCCACUGGAUUCAACUCUGGGACCAAAGAGGGAAUUAAUCAAGUGGUUAUCAAUACUCAAGCCAGUGAAGGAUUGGAAGCCAACUUUUCCCAGUUAGUGGGAUUGUUGGAUGCUGGUAUGAGCACCACCUUUAGCAACACUUACAAUGGGACCAAUGAUCUAGUUGUGGAAGUCUUGUCCAUCGUCGAUGGGGUCGCUUCCGUUCGGGCGUCCACAGGAGUGUGCACCAGCAGCAAUCCUGGAACCAUUGGAGAUCCACACUUUCGAACCUGGAGAAAUGAACAUUUCGAAUAUCAUGGACAAUGCGACCUAAUCUUGGUGAAGGAUCCUACCUUCGCGUUUGGGAAAGGCCUCGAAGUGCAAAUACGAACCAAACUGAUACGAUAUUGGUCCUACAUUAAAAGCGCCGUCAUUCGAAUCGGCUCAGAUAUACUGGAAGUCCAAGGUGAUGCCGAGAUGAAGGGGAUUGCCAAGUAUUGGUUCAAUUUGGAAUAUCAAAAAGACGACAUGGAAACCAUUGGUGGGUUCCCUGUCAAUGUUCACAUUCGAUCCGAACGAAAACGAAUUGUGACGAUUGAUUUGGAUUCGGUCUACCCAGAGCAAAAGAUUGUUAUUUCCACUUGGAAGGAAUUUGUCAAGGUAGAUUUUGUCAAUCCUACCCAAGAGUCCUUUGGCAAUUCGGUGGGGAUGUUGGGAAAUUUCCACAGUGGCAAGACGUAUGCUCGUGACGGCCAAACGGUUCUGGACGAUUUUUGGCAAUUGGGAGAAGAGUGGCAAGUACUGCCGAGCGACGACAUGCUAUUUUAUGCGACCGAGUAUCCACAAUUUCCAGAAAAAUGUCUCGAACCAGAAGAAGCACAAGGAGAUAGAAGGCGACGGCAACUACAGGAAUCGAACGUGAGUGAAGAAGAGGCAGAAGCGGCCUGUUCCCAAUUGAAAGAUCCUUUGUCAAUCAAGGAUUGUGUCUAUGACAUUUUGGCGACACAAGAUUUGGAUAUGGUGGGUGCCUUCUAA